This is a messenger RNA of Centruroides sculpturatus (bark scorpion), 1859 nucleotides long. RefSeq names its product macrophage mannose receptor 1-like. The coding region runs from base 29 to 1786 and encodes 585 amino acids. The transcript has 13 exons. The record is from RefSeq and is a predicted model, not a curated record. Lineage: Eukaryota; Metazoa; Arthropoda; Arachnida; Scorpiones; Buthidae. Gene Ontology annotation, molecular function: signaling receptor activity.
CUAUCUUUAUUUGUAUUACUAAUAGCAAAUGGCUAGAUUCUCUUUAUUAUUAUUGUUGCUGGGCGCUCUUACAAAAGAUAGCCUCACGGAAGAAUGUCCAUAUAAUUGGAAAUAUUUUCAAGGCCAUUGUUAUUUGGGUGUCUCGGGAUACCCUGAGAGCGCUCUUUCAUGGUAUGAUGCCGAAGAUAAUUGUAGAAGAAAGAAUGCUACCUUAGUAUCAAUUCUAUCUUCGGAGGAAAAUGAUUUUGUUUCGAAUCUGGUAAAACCGAUAAUGUUUACAGAUGACAUCUGGAUUGGUUUACACGCUCUAACUUAUCCUGGGAAAUUUAACUGGUCCGAUGGAUCCAAACUGAGUUACCAAAUUUGGGAUUCAACUAGAACUUCAGCCAAUAAAUGCGUAGCUUUAAGGAAAGAUAACGGGGAAUGGAAAGAUAAAAACUGUGGAUAUCUCCAAGGUUUUGUUUGCAAACGAAUAUCUGGAGACAAGUUUGUACCACCUCCAGUUUCAAUUUAUGUACCAAGUGGUAACUGUCCAGCAACUUGGUAUAAAUACGGCUCAAAAUGUUAUAAAUUUUUUGGUGAAUCAAACGACGAAAAAGUGACGUGGAAAGAAGCCAAAGAAAAAUGCCAAUCUCUCGGAGAAAAUCAUUUUCUAGUUUCCAUUCACAGCGAAUCCGAACAGAUGUUUCUAACAAGUCUACAAGCUUAUCACAAUUACGAUGCUUGGAUCGGACUGGAAAGAAGUUACACUUCCAAACUCGAAAUGUGGUCAGACAAUUCGAUAUUCAAUUACACUAAUUGGGUUCCUGGCGCUGGAGGUUAUUAUUGGGUAACACAAUGCGCUAAAUUAACAUCUACGAAGAAAUCUGCUGGAAAAUGGGUUCCUACUAUGUGCAACACAAAAUCAGGCUACAUUUGUCAAAGAGAACCCGAUCCCGCUUAUAAACCUCAUGUAAUUGAAACCAAUAAGGAUUGCCAGAAAGGUUAUAGUAAUUACAGAAACGCCUGCUAUCGUUUAGUUAAACAAAGAAAUUCAUGGUCUGAAGCAGAAAAGCAAUGUCGUCAAGAAAAUGGGCAUCUUGUUUCCAUUAAUGAUAACUUCGAAUUUGCUUUUCUUUAUAAUUUCGUUAAGGAUGUCAAAGAAGAUUUAUGGAUUGGAUUGAGAGACGAAGAUGGAGACGGAAUUUACAGCUGGACGGAUGAUUGGCCUAAUUUAUUUUUGGCUUGGGAAAAGCGACCGGGUCAGUCCAAGACACCCAAAUGCACCUAUAUGAACAACUCCACUCGACUUUGGAAUGUCGAUAAUUGCAAACUUUAUCUUCCUUACGUAUGCAAAGUGACUCCAGAAACUCCACCAGCAAUUCCUAUUAUAAAACAUAAGGGUAAAUGUCCUUCUUACUGGAACGAUGCCAUGGAUUUUGGAGGAAAAUAUUGUUAUCAAAUUAUUAAUCAACAGACAUUAUCCUGGGGGAAAGCUUUGCAGCUCUGUCUGACCCAUGGUUCCACAUUAGCAUCUUUUCAUUCCAUUUAUGAAACCGAACUUCUUUGGCCUCUGAUCGGCGACGAUUCCGAAAAAUUAUGGCUGGGUCUCUUCAAGAGAUUUGAUGGCGAAUUUGUAUGGCAAGAUGGCUCAAAAGUAAAUUUUACUAAUUGGAACCCCAGUGCCAGAAAAGAAGGUGACUGCGUUUACAUGACUUCGAUCGACAUGAAAUGGAUACAACAACCUUGUGACGAUGGAUUUUCUCACCCAAAACCUCUUUGCAUGAAAGAAAAAGAUCGCUCUUAAACGCCCGUCCAUCAGUGAAACUGAAAUGUAUUUUAAAAACUGUUUCGUAAUUUAAUAAAUAAUUUUAACGUAA